Fragaria vesca subsp. vesca is the source of this 815-nucleotide messenger RNA. RefSeq lists its product as uncharacterized. The transcript is spliced from 7 exons. Bases 237 to 815 code for a protein of 192 amino acids. Lineage: Eukaryota; Viridiplantae; Streptophyta; Magnoliopsida; Rosales; Rosaceae. The record is from RefSeq and is a predicted model, not a curated record.
GCCCCCUAUGUUACUGAAACUUACUCUGUUCAGAUAUCAGUGGGAGCGCAUAUACAUUCUCAGAACCCGGUUAUUCAUAUUGGAAGCCAUGUUAACUUCAAUAUAGAAGGUUUAAACGAUCAAAUUUCUGGCCGGUGGCUCACUGCCAAUGAAAGUGUCAUAUCUGUCUCCCCAUUGUCUGGAGAAGCUGAAGAUAUGGGGAAGGUUCAACUCAAGUACACUUUGAAGCGUCAAGCAUGAAGUUGUGGACAACAGUUACAGUGCUAACAGAUGAUAUCGUUUCUGUUGAUGCUCCAAGAGAGACACUGACAAAUGUUCCCUUCCCCACUAAAGGAUAUAACUUCUCUGUGAAGAUCAGCGACAAGUUUAAGGCAUUUGGAAACACCGAGGGACUCCAGUAUGUCUGUAGAGUGGACCCUCCUUUUGUUGGGUAUUCAAAUCCAUGGAUUGAUCUUGAUACUGGUAACUCAUACUGCCUAUUCUUCCCUUACACACCGGAGCAUUUGGUUCGUUUCAAGUCCAAAGAGAUGAAACCAGAUAUAACUGUUUCCAUCAAUGCUUCACUGAGAGGAGCUGAUCAUGUGUCAGGAUCCGCAUCUGCUCUUUUUGUUGGAGGGUUUUCUGUUUUGGAGAUGGGCAAGGAUUCAGUCCAGUUGAAUCUGACUCCAGACUCUAACAAGACUAUUAUCACAAUUCUGGGGAACACAGAUAUUGAAAUUUAUUGGCGUGACCGGGAUUUAUUACUCGUUACUCCCAUCCAUAAAGAAGGUUUUGGGAUCGGCGGGCAUGCAAAGUAUGAGGUGAGUGGUGACUAA